Messenger RNA from Cottoperca gobio, 1803 nucleotides. RefSeq names its product ankyrin repeat domain-containing protein SOWAHB. The transcript has 15 exons. Gene Ontology annotation, molecular function: protein binding. NCBI's taxonomy places the organism in Eukaryota, Metazoa, Chordata, Actinopteri, Perciformes, Bovichtidae. Bases 309 to 1379 code for a protein of 356 amino acids. The record is from RefSeq and is a predicted model, not a curated record.
AGAUGAGUGAUGUGAGGGAAGAGUCGCUGCUGGAUUAUUUCUACUCCACCGGAGGCAGCUCAGGCAGAGUCAGAAAUGCAGAUAUACUGAAGACAUUUAAGCCCUUUAUUGGCCACAGUGACUUGCAGUUACGUGGAAAAGGAAACACUUCGAUUGUCCCUGAACUGCAUGCCCAUCUACACCUAUGCAUGAAUGGAAUACCUACGCCUGGAAAAUUCCUCGCUUGUUUAUCCGACCUGGCUUCCCCUAAUCACACAUUCUGCACAUAUCUGCUCACUCUUGUAAACAAAGGAACAUAGCUUUAUCUGAUGAGAUCUAUCAGCUCGUCAGCUGUAGCUUGUUUGGUUCCCACAGGACAGAUUUACCCUAAAUACAGAGAGGAAUUCAAGUUGAUCAUUGACCGAAUCGCCGUGGUGAAGUCAGAGAAUGGUGACAAGUAUCUUGUCCUAAAGAAGAAAUACAGACAAAUGCUGCAGGAUCGAGACGCCAAACAUCACGGGACGGACGGGGACGCACAGAGCCGGUCGAGCACGGCCAGCGCUCAGGCCUCUGUACCGUGGGACGCGACGGACGCCUCGACUUCUUCUUCCCAGAAGGAACAACAUGAUGAGCCGAUGUCAUGCGGAGACCCCGACAGUGCUGCAGAGGACCACCAGACAGGAACCUUCAUGCAGAACGCUCUGCUGCAACUUCCUGUCAUCGAAAUCCAGGAACCCUCUGCACAAAGCAACGGGGACGAUGAGCUGGACAAAGAUUCGGGAUCAAAGUCCGAAUCGGAGCAAGACGAGGAGUGUACGGGGAGUAUGGGCUCUGCUGCCGUCGCUUUGGAUCCUAUAGAGAAGGAGUGGAUCUACUCCGCUGCAGGUGCUCGAGUGCCUGACCUCUCUCAGCUGCUCAGACAGGACCCCUCGCUGGCUAACAAGAAGGACUUCACCUCGGGGUUUACAGCGCUGCACUGGGCUGCCAAACAUGGCAACCAGGACAUGGCCGCUCUGGUGGCGAAUGCAGGUGCUGAUGUCAACACCAAAUCACACGGGGGAUAUACACCGUUACACAUCGCAGCGUUACACGGUCAUCGGCAUAUUCUGGAGCUGCUCAUAGUGACAUACGGAGCCAAAGAAGAUUUAAGGGACUACAGCGGCCAUCUUGCCGUCCAUUAUCUGAAUAUCAAAGAACCAGAGGGUCCAGACGAAGACUGCGAGCUGCAGUUUCACGUCACUCAGGCCAGGGAACGGAACAGGAACAGGAAGUUGGCGUCGCUGUUUCACUCCAAGAAGAAGUGGGGCUCAGCAGAGGAGCUGGCUCCGAUAGAGGAGGAGAGGGCGGCGUCACAUCAGCUCAUCCUUCCCGCUUUCAGACCCAGAAAAUUCUCCCGCUGACCAAAAAACAGACACCGGGGAUGAUUUCUGACUUACACUCACACAGCCACGUAAUCCUUACAUGCAUAUAUAUAUAUAUUUACACACAUAAUGUAAACCUACAUGUAUAUACAGUGGAAGUGUGAGUAUACGUACACACACACACACACCUCAUCCCAGUACUGAACACAAAUGCUUUAACAUUGAAUAGGACGUGUUGCAGCUGAUGCUAAGCUCAUACGUGUAUUAUCAAUAUUUAUGCUAACCCUAAAAGUAUUUUUUCGAAGCCUUUACAUUUGAACGAAUGUUGCUUAAUGUAAUUUAUGCCUUAAAAGGUCAAAUGAGCUCAGGCCACGUGGAUCCUUUAAGCUUCGUUUGUGUUAAAGUGAGACAACUGGACGAUAAAAGAUCCAGUUCACUAAGGUAAAGAUAUUCUAUAUAAAGA